Diatraea saccharalis (sugarcane borer) is the source of this 2067-nucleotide messenger RNA. NCBI's taxonomy places the organism in Eukaryota, Metazoa, Arthropoda, Insecta, Lepidoptera, Crambidae. The record is from the annotation of a GenBank genome assembly.
AUGUCAAGCAAUCAGAACCAGCAGAACAGCUCAAGAAACAGCGUGCCGACUGCAGCCUGCAUAGUUUCAAAUGUUAAGUCCAACGAUACCGGUGCAGAUUGUCAUACAAGACUGACAAGAGUACAGACUGCCACUGGCGAGAAGUGGAGGGCCAGCCAACGACUCUAUCCGUUAGAGGUGUCGACUGCAGAGUGGACGGGGGCCGCUACUGACACAGGUCAUGGUACGCCUGACACUGGUAAUAAGGAUAUACAACCCGACCUUAACUGUGUUUUAAGGCCGAUUGUAUUGGACAGACGCUCAGACGAAAGCCGGGAGACACAGAUGCAUAUUGAUAAUGAGAACAAAUACGCCGUGAUCCAGUUUUUAGAGCUGCCUUAUGCUAGUAUUGACGACUACGUCUGUGUGCCGCACUCCUGGAUACGGACGCGUAGAGCGAUGGAUCGAAAAAGUACAGUUGCGUUUCCUAACGAACCGUGGCUGCUGACUAAGAUACGGAUUAAGAAACAUGAGAAGCCCUUGGAAACGUGGAACGUCUAUAUGGCCAUCAUAAAAUAUGAAACAUAUUCUUAUAUUGAUGCGAAAGUCUAUAUCAUGGGGAAGAAAACUGUUGCUUCUCCCCGGAAUGAGUAUUCAGGUGAUAUCCGGUAUCAAAUCUCUCUGCCUGAUGCAGCUACGAACAGCAUAAAUUUUUCGAUAAAACGAAUCAAGCUCUCGGACCCUCAAUCAAAAUCCAAUGAAGAACAAACACGAGUAAUUGGCAAUGUACUCACAAGUGAUGUAACCAGAACUCAAGGUCCUGAAAAGAAUAUUCUUUAUGCGCCAAGGAACAUUCUUAUUUUGAAAGACAAUAUCUUGCGUAAUUAUCCAGAAUUAGAUGAGGAUUUCUCGUGUUUAUUUCGUGACCGUUUAAAAAAUAAGGAUCAUCAGGAUUCAAGCAUUCAAACAAUGAUCGUUGAUGAGCCCACUGAUGCGAGCUGCAAUGAACAAGCAGCGCAAUCUGAGCAGAGUUCAGAUAAUGAAUUAUUCGCUUCUAUCAACUCUCAAGAAAACAUCAGCCAAUCUGGUCAGUCAGUCGUGAUGGAAGAAGAGAAAUCUGCAACAGAUCAGGAGUCAUCGACGGAAGAAACAGAUAAUGAAGAUUUGUUAAUUGAUAGAAACUCCGAUGAUGAAGCAGACCAGCCAGCGGAUUCUAUAACGACCAUCAGAGAUCAUUGGAGGUCUCAACUAGCUGACGUUUUUAACGAAAUGCAUGGCGAUUUUUCGCAUGCGUGUGAAGUGACCUUAGAAUUGCACCAAUCGUUUGUUAGAUCAGCGACAGCAAUCAAACGUAUGAAGAAUAUAUACGAGAGAUUCCGAAAUGAAGGAGUGAAGGAAGUCAGUGUAGAAACACCGAAAGAUGUAACAGGAGGUAAUAAAGAAACGACAGUGGAAGAUAAAGAUCAGAACAAUCAAGCUGAGGUGAAAAGAAAAGAUUGUCUUGAUGAAGAUACGAAUGAAAAUGACGGAAAAAUCCGUGAUGAGAAAGCUAAGGAUAGCGAAGAUAAUAAUGAUGAUGAUGGAGAUGAAGGCAAUAAAAAUAUUGAAGGUGAUGAAGAGAAGGAAACUCCCAAGAAAAUUCGUGGGCAAAUUCGCACCUUCGUUUUACCGGCGGAAUACGAUCCAAAGGAUACUAGAUGGACCCUGAAGCAUCGCGAGAAUAACCCAAAACUCGGCCUCGUUGAACUUCUGCCUCGAACCAAAGUCUACAUCAACUCGAUCAGGCUGUCGCAUUGCAAACGAGUGGCUAAAGACUCUAAGACGUUGGCUCGAAUGUUGUUGGUAGAAAUUUUUUCCCAGACCGCGUUGAGUGUCUGCUCAUUAACAGGCGCCAGGGCAAACGCUUUCGAAGUCUGCGGCACAAAGGUCCGGCCUGGAUUGGACGAGCAGGCGAGGAUGGUGAUAUUAAAUUUCGUUGAAGAGCACGCUCGUCAAAAGAAUUGGGGUGUGUUUGACACUCAAAGUGUCAUCAACAGCAUACGUAGCAAAAUUCAAGAAAUGAGAGCUAAGUAUGGCCGAACAGAGUGA